UGCCUCGGUACUGACAUGAAGCUGGCCCUGCCCUCCAGCAUAGAAAACCACUACGAGACCUUGAAGCUGCUUUACACCGGCUGCCAGGUCGUCCACGGCAACUUGGAGAUUACUCACCUUCAUGGGAAACCGGACCUCUCCUUCCUGCAGGGGAUCGUGGAAGUACAGGGCUACGUUCUUGUGGCUCACGUCUCGGUGGACCUGGUACCCUUGGACAACCUUCGGAUUAUCCGAGGCAGCCAGCUGUAUAACUCUAGCUACGCUUUAGUGGUGCAGGAUAACACUCAGGGCGCCCAAGGUGGACUCCGGACACUUCGUCUUCGCAGCCUUACAGAGAUCCUUUUGGGCGGCGUCUAUAUUUGGGGAAACCCACAACUGUGCUUCCCGGACCCUGAGAAAAUUGUGUGGAGGGACACCUUGGAUGAGCAGAACGCCCAUGCCGGGCUGCACCGACUCCAGCCCAGGGCUUCAAACUGUCCCAAUUGUGCCCCUACGUGCCGCAAUAGCUGCUGGGGAGAAACGGCGCAGGAUUGCCAAGCCAUGACCCGAAUAGAUUGCGCGACAGGCUGUCAGCGGUGUAAAGGUCCUCAUUCUAAUGACUGCUGCCACAUGCAAUGUGCCGCCGGGUGCACGGGACCUAAAGACUCCGAUUGUCUGGCUUGCCGACACUUUAACGACAGCGGUGUGUGUAAGGACAACUGCCCGCCGCCCACCAUCUACGACCCGGUCACCUUUCAGACCAAACUCAACCCGGAUAAGAAGUUCAACUUUGGUGCUACCUGCGUCAAAACGUGUCCAUAUAACUACCUGGCCAUGGACGUAGCAUGCACGCUGGUUUGCCCCAAAGCCAACCAAGAGGUCAUCAUCUCCAAUCCCGACGGGGACGAGACGCAGAAAUGCGAGAAAUGUGAAGGCGACUGUCCGAAAGUGUGUUAUGGCCUGGGUAUGGACAACCUUGGUGUCAUGGACAACCACGGGGUCACCAUGGUAACCUCUUCCAAUGUGGAGCAGUUCAGCGCUUGUAAGAAGAUUUUUGGAAGUCUAGCCUUCCUCCACCAGAGUUUCACUGGGGAUCCUGUGAGUAACACAUCGGGCCUGACUCAGCACCAGCUGAGAGCCUUCAAGAACCUAGAGGAGAUUACAGGUUAUUUAUACAUUGACUCCUGGCCACAAGACUGGACCGACCUGUCUGCCUUCGAGAACCUGAAGGUGAUCCGCGGCAGGAUGCUCUACAAAGGCGUGUUUUCCCUGGCUGUCCAAAACCUACGCAUCCAGUCGCUGGGGUUGCGUUCGCUGCGGAGCAUCAGCGGAGGUUUGAUCCUGUUGCACAACAACUCUCAGCUGUGCUACACCGAUUCCUUGCCCUGGAACAGCUUGCUCCAUCCCACCCAAGGGCCCCAUUACAUAGUCAACCAAAACCAAGACCGCCAACGUUGUGAGGCGGAGGGGCGCGUUUGUCACCCGCUGUGCAAAGGUGGCUGUUGGGGGCCGGGGCCCGCCCAGUGCGUCUCCUGCAAGACUUUCCGGCGGGGCGCAGAGUGUGUGGAGCAGUGUCAUCUCCAUCAGGGGCCUGUCCGUGAAUACAUCGACGGAUUCUCAUGCAUCGCCUGCCACGCCGAGUGUCGGCCUAUCAAUGGCUCGGUCACCUGUCAUGGGCAGGGUGCCGACCAGUGCAGUGAGUGCCAGAACUUCCAGGAUGGAGAGUCCUGUGUGGAGCAUUGUCCAAGCGGUGUGAAGGAAGACCAGCAGACAGUGUGGAAGUACAGCAACGCUACAGGACACUGUCUGCCUUGCAACACCAAUUGCACUUUGUCGUGCACUCAGAUGGACGAAAGAGGCUGUCCAAUCCAUCCUAAAACAGGACCGGGUACGACCAUCGCGGCCGCCGUGGGCGGCGUGGUGCUCUUCUUCAUCCUUCUGGCGCUGCUGAUUUUCUACCUGAGAAGACAAAAAAAGCUGAAAAAGAAGGAGACCCUCAGGAGGAUUCUCCAGGAGCAUGAACUGGUGGAACCUCUGACACCCAGUGGAGCGUCACCCAAUCAGGCUCAGAUGCGCAUCCUCAAGGAGACGGAGUUAAAAAAGCUCCGCGUGCUCGGUGCUGGCGCUUUUGGGACGGUGUACAAGGGAGUAUGGACUCCGGACGGGGAAAACGUGAAGAUACCGGUGGCCAUUAAGGUUUUACGGGAGAACACCUCCCCGAAAGCCAAUAAAGAGAUCCUCGAUGAGGCGUACGUGAUGGCGGGUGUGGCCAGCCCCUACGUGUGUCGCCUGCUGGGGAUUUGUUUGACGUCCACGGUGCAGCUAGUCACUCAGCUCAUGCCCUAUGGCUGCCUUCUCGACUAUGUCCGGGAAAACAAGGAUCGCAUCGGCUCGCAGUUCCUACUCAACUGGUGUGUCCAGAUUGCCAAGGGAAUGAACUACCUGGAGGAAGUGCGCCUCGUCCACAGGGAUCUGGCGGCCCGCAACGUUCUGGUGAAAAACCCCAACCACGUCAAGAUCACGGACUUCGGCUUGGCGCGGUUGCUCGAUAUUGACGAGACAGAAUAUCACGCGGAUGGGGGGAAGGUGCCCAUUAAAUGGAUGGCGCUGGAGUCCAUCCUGCACCGAAAGUUCACGCAUCAGAGUGACGUUUGGAGCUACGGAGUGACGGUGUGGGAGCUUAUGACGUUCGGCGCAAAACCCUACGACAUGAUCCCGGCUAGAGACAUCCCGGAUGUUCUGGAGGGCGGCGAGCGCCUGCCGCAACCCCUCAUAUGCACUAUUGACGUCUAUAUGAUCAUGGUCAAAUGUUGGAUGAUCGACCCGGACAGCCGACCCAAAUUUAAAGAUCUAGUGAGUGAUUUUUCCGCCAUGGCCAGGGAUCCGCCUCGCUACGUGGUCAUUCAGAACGAAGAGCAGAUGAGCCUAUCCAGCCCCGUGGACAGUCAGUUCUUCCGGAUGCUCCUGGAGGAGGACGGGAACAACAUGAGGGAGCUGCUGGAUGCUGAGAAGUACCUGGUGCCUCAACCCAACCUCUAUCCAAGGUCGCCGGGAGAUGGGGCGCCCUCAAACGGGCCAUCCAGGCAUCACUCCUAUCGGAGCAGAGAUCCGAGCUUAGAUGUGGAACCCCCCACAGCUGCCCCAGCCCCUCGCAGCAUGUACUCCUCCCUCAGCACGCUGGGACGCAGUCAGUACCCCACCCUCCCGGCGGGAGCCAGCGCCUCCAACGGUACGUGGACCCCUCUUUACCCCACGCUGGCACGCAGCCCCUCCGCCGGCGGCCAGUCGGACUCGGUCUUCCUGGACGGAUCGACGGAGGACCCCUCGCUACCUCCUGCCAGCCCCGGACGCUACUGCAAGGACCCCACCUACGGAAGCCAGGGCGAGUUGGAGACGGACGGCCCCAACGGGUUCCUUCAUCCCCCUCCUCUGCAUCACACGCUGCCCAGGAGAAGUCACGUUUAUAAUCAAAACCACGUCUUGCCAGAGUACGUCAAUCAGAAUGUCCCCGAAAGCAGACCGGAGCGUCCGACCACGCUUCCCCGGAAGCUCACCAAAGUGGACCGCCGCCUCCCCAACGGCCUUAGUUCGGGCCACAGCGUGGACAACCCCAGGUACUUAGUCCCCUCUUCCCCGCCCGCCUUCGACAACCCUUACUACUUAGACCUCGUGGCCAAAGCCAAAGCCGCAUCGUCGGCGGACGGCCCGACAGAACCGGAGCGUGGCGGACAAGUCAAUGGAUUUGUCACUCCCACCGCGGAGAAUCCGGAAUACCUUGGACUGGCGGACACCUGGAGCGGAUAUACAUGA
Messenger RNA from Nerophis lumbriciformis (worm pipefish), 3789 nucleotides. NCBI's taxonomy places the organism in Eukaryota, Metazoa, Chordata, Actinopteri, Syngnathiformes, Syngnathidae. The record is from RefSeq and is a predicted model, not a curated record.